Molecule: messenger RNA, 2351 nt
Organism: Oppia nitens
Lineage: Eukaryota; Metazoa; Arthropoda; Arachnida; Sarcoptiformes; Oppiidae
Product: histone-lysine N-methyltransferase, H3 lysine-79 specific-like
Exons: 3
Coding region: 326-2287 (653 amino acids)
Molecular function (GO): metal ion binding; RNA binding; protein binding
Source: RefSeq, a predicted model, not a curated record
UUGUAUAAUACAUUAGUUUAGAGAUAAAAGAAUUGACUGCAAAAUGAAUGCAUAACUAAAACAAUAAUUAGUUUUGAAUUUAGUGUUAAAUCAAAUAAAAGCCGACUUUUUAUACUAUAAUUGUUUUGAAAGCAAAAAGAGUUAAAUAUUUGUUGAAAUUUAUGUCUAAUUUAUCGCAAAAGUAUUAAAACGAUUGACUAAUAGUUGUGUUUUGUAUUAUAUUUGAAGCGUUUGUCUCACAUAUUGUUUGAAUAAAAGGUUGUGUUUUGUGAUCUUCUCUGUACUUAACCAUCGAUUUGAUCCAAAUAUUGUAUUCAAUUGAAUAAUGUCUUUAUCGAUGUCUUCAUCGUCUUCGUCUUCAUCGUCGCCAUCAUUAGGAGUGGGAUCUAAUAAUGAGGUUAUAUUUGACUCUUUAUGGUCAUCGAUAACAACCAACACAAUGAGAGCAACUGAUGGAAACAAUGGUGAUGUCCUCCAGACUAUCAAUUGUCUAACGAAUACCAUCGAAGCAAAACUGUUUGCAGUGAAGAAUAAUAAUAAUAAUAACAAUAAGAUGAGUGCCUUUGACGACAAUAAUGAUGUGAUAAAAGCGUCUCAAGAAGUGUCCAAAUUAUAUGCCAUCCGCUGUGAAUGUUAUCUAACAAUAGGUUUAUAUCAAUUGGCUUUUGAUGAUGCAGUCCAUGGAUUAUCUUUAGACCAGAAAAACGCUAAUUUUUAUCACCUAAAAGGUCGAGCAUUGAUAGGAUUAAAUCAAAAGAAGAGCUCUGAAGAAGCUUUUAAAAUGGCGUUAGAAUUACAUAAAAAUACUUCUGAUUCUUGCGAUGAUUGGUUUAAAAAUUAUAAAAUGAAGUCAUUAAGUGAUAAUAAGACACCAAAUGCUAAUUAUAAGGAAGACAACGACAGAUCAGUUGACAAUACUAUUGAUCAGAUACUUAGCGCGAGUCUAACUUCAGGACAAUUGUCAACACUUAGAGAUAGCUAUACUCGUAGUUAUAAUAGUAAUGAUAAUGAUAUGAACCAAUUACUAACACAAAGCAUUGAAUCACAAUAUUCAAACAUUUUUGGAUCAAAUAAUAGUAAAACAAGUAUUGGUAUAAAAAAAGAUAACGACGCCCCACAAUCGUUAGGUCUCAAACUAAUCAAUGAUAUUGAUAACUGUUUGGGAAGUAUUGGUGAUUCAGAUGAAGACAAGGACCAGAAAUUUUUUGAUAAAGAAAAUGAUAACAUAUUCAGUGCCACUAAUUAUAAUACAAAUUUUUCAAAUAUUGAAAAUAGUUUUAAUAUGAAUGAAAAUAAUAUAAAAAGUAAUACUUUCUGUGAUAUCAGAGAUAAUAGUGUUUUACUUUCACGAAGUAUUUCGCCACAAAUAUCGCAAAAUUUGUUUGGGAUCUCUUCUGAUAUGCAAAUCAAUCAACAUUUACAACAAAAGACAAAUAGUUUUUCUAUUGAUCUCAAUAAGGAAACAUUGGGAUCUCAAAUCAUACCCAAAGUUGUUAAUAAUAAUAAUAAUAAUAAUAAUAAUAACAAUAAUAAUAAUAAAAGUAAUAAUUAUAGUAAUAUUAAAACGUUUGCAAAGGUGGCUUCAGUUAAUGCUAAAAAACCCAUACAAACAGUCAAAAUGGCAUCAAAAGGACAACAAAAUAAUAAUGAAAUGAAAGAUAUACGACUGCAAAAUGUUUUAGAUUUAAAUAUUAAGACAAAAGUAUCGGCGUUGGAGUCAUUUGGAGGACCGACCAGUGCUAACACUGGCGACUGCUUAGAAAAAAUUGAGAAAAUGAGUCAAUUGAUGGUGAUUUCAGAACCGACUAAACCAACAAAUUUGAUGGCAUAUAAAGGUCUUUGGGUGUGCAAUAUAUCACCCGAUGCCUCGUAUAUGACCCUAAAAAAGGUUUUUCGCAAAUAUGGAAAUUUUACAGGAAUUCAGACAUUUGAACGAAAGGCGACCAACGGUUCAAAUAUAGUUUUUGUUCACUACGACAACAGCCAAUCACCUAUUGAUGCCAUCUCUGACUUAUUUGGUAAAUAUCAUAAAGAGAUUUGUAUCGAUGAAAGUACACCAUUGAAGCUGAGAUAUACACCGAGUAUGGAACAGACAAAGAAUGGAGAAUUGCCAUCAAUGGAAAAAGCAAAAAGAAUUGUCGAAAAAAGUGGUGAAUGUUUCAAUUGGCGGCUUUCAACCGGAUGUCAUCGCGGAGAUCGAUGUAAUUAUAAACACAUCCCAAUUAAUAAGGCUAUCGACUCUCAGCCAUGGGUAAAGGCAUUGAAAAAGAAGGCAAACGAGACUUAAAAAAAUACAUAAAAUGUUUUACUUUUUUCAAAAAUAAAUAUAUAAAUAAAUAACUAUUAAAAAA